AUGUCACAUUCACGUCAACGGCACUACGACUCUGGGCGCUUGGCCUAUGAUGACGAACGGGAAGACUACCAUGAUCGGGAUCGAGCUUACAGCCAGAACUACGAUCGAGAACGUGACCCAACGGGCUGGAGGGAGAGACGGGAUGGUUCCUAUUCACCCCGAGGUCGUGACCGCGCCUACCAGGAUAACGCCCCUAGGCACGAUUCGCGCGACCGGCUCUCCCCACCAUACAGGAGGUUGGAAAGGUCUCGUUCGCCUUACUAUCCGUCGAAUGACACCAGACCACCACGACGAAAUAGCUCACGAUCGCCGUCGCCGGACUCGCGACAUUAUCGACGGUCAUCGCCGUACGGUCGAGAUCCCGAAAGACAAAGCCGACGUCAGUACUACGAUCGAGAUGCACCGGAACGUUACGAUGAUAGGGGGCCGUACUAUGGCCAACCCUCGCGGGAUAUCAUGCUGGAAGGAAUUGGCGGGGAUAUGACCGAUCACGACGUUGCUACCCUCUUACCCUUUGCUGUUUGA
This is a messenger RNA of Orbilia oligospora ATCC 24927, 525 nucleotides long. RefSeq lists its product as uncharacterized. Bases 1 to 525 code for a protein of 174 amino acids. The transcript has a single exon. The record is from RefSeq and is a predicted model, not a curated record. NCBI's taxonomy places the organism in Eukaryota, Fungi, Ascomycota, Orbiliomycetes, Orbiliales, Orbiliaceae.